UCUCCGGGAGCCUCGUUUACAAUUUUUUUCAUUUAUAAACAGGCUCAGCUUUAGCGGGAAAUCAAAAUUUCAAUAUUGCGGACGAAAAGAAAUUAAUGGUGCAAAGCCUCGACAAUCAUGUAAAAAGGCAUGCACACACGAUUCAUAUAGCAAGUAAGAUAAUUAAGUUAAUGGGAGGUGUCAGAACAUCAACAUGGCAAAUAGUUGGAAUGAUAUUGCAAAUAUUAUCGCUGAGGAUCUUCAUGCCAUUGAGCCAGCAAAUAUCCGAGAGGCAAUCAAGUUGAUCGAAAAUGACAAUACAAUUCCAUUCAUUGCAAGAUACAGGAGAAAGCAGACAGGUGGGAUGGAUGCUAGUCAGCUUAGAGAGUUGAAGAUAUCUUAUGACACUUUAAGAGCAGUGAAAAACAAAGUUUUGAAAAUAAUUGACAAAGACAAAGCCAUAAUUCCAGCUGCAAUCAAGGAAUCUUUGUUCCAUGCAAGAACAAUAGAGGAGGUUAAUGAUUUGUAUGCACCAUUUAAAAAAGGAGGAAAAGGGACACUUGCAGAGAGGGCUAGGAAAAACGGUCUUGAAUCACCUGCAAAACAAGUUCUUGAAGCUCCUAACAAUUUUCUUAACUUGAACAAAUAUGUUAAGGCUAAUACAGAUGGGUUGCAAACAGCAGCUGAAGUACAAGCUGGCAUCCAGCAUAUUAUUGCCGAUAUGAUAUCUAAAGAUGAGGAACUUAACAGAAUGGUUAACACAACCCUAGAUGGAGAGGUUUCCAUGGAAACAAAGACCACCGAUGGAAAGAAAAAGGCAGACAAGGAAAAGAAAUUUGUGAAUUACUACGACUUUUGUAUUAACAUAAAAAGAAUAAAAUCACAUCAGAUAUUGGCAAUUAAUCGUGGUGAGGAGCAAAAAGUUUUGAUGACAAAACUUUUCAUGAGUCAGAAUGCGAGACGAAACAUUUUGGUAUGGCUAAAGACGAAGUGGGUCCCAAACAGUGCAAUAGGUACCAAUAGAAGUAUUCUUACAGCUGCUGUCGAAGAUGCCUUUAAAAGGCUUAUUGAGAAAAAAUUCUUGAAACGAAUAAGGGUGCGUUUGACUGCGCUUGCUGAGCGUGAAGCUGCUGACAUUUUUUCAAACAAUCUCCAGAAAUUGCUACUAGCUCCUCCUGUGCGCGGAAAAAAUGUUCUUGGUGUUGAUCCAGGAUUCAAGCACGGUUGCAAAAUAGUUGCUUUGGAUAGGCAUGGACAGAUGCUGGACACGGCUGUCAUAUUUCCAUUUGGUGGGUUGGCAAAACAAGCAGAGCCGUCGCUCGCAGAAUUGGUUAAGAAGCACUUAUGUGAUGUCAUUGCAAUUGGAAAUGGAACAGCGCGUCAUGAAACGGAGAAUUUCAUUGCAAAUAUGAUUAAAAGGGGAUUAUUCAAACCAGUGGAAGUUAGUUAUUGCAUAGUCAACGAAGCUGGUGCUAGUGUUUGGAGUGUUACAAAAGAGGCAGAGAGUGAAUUCCCCAAUCUCGACCCAAAUCUAAGGAGUGCAGUAUCAAUUGGCAGAAGGCUCCAAGACCCCCUCUUAGAACUUGUCAAGAUAGAACCAAAACACAUUGGAGUCGGAAUGUAUCAGCAUGACGUUUCUGAAAGCCUACUGAAGGGUGCCCUUGAAGGCGUUCUGGAAGACUGUGUAAGCUUUGUUGGUGUAGAUCUUAAUGCCUGUUCUGCAGCAAUGCUUAGACGUAUAGCGGGAUUAGGCAGCAAAAAGGCAGAUGCAGUCAUCGAAUGGAGAAACAAGAAUGGUCCAUUCAUCAACAGAAAACAACUUUUAUUGGUUAAAGGUUUAGGGCAGAAAUGUUUUGAGCAAUGUGCAGGAUUUGUGCGAGUCGCAGCAAGGUUGAAUGAUAACGAGGCUCCUUCUUGCAAGGUAAAAUCACUGAGAGCCACAGGAAUGAAACGCAAAUCAGAGUUUAAUACAAAAUUGUCUUCGAAGAAAAGAAAACUCGAAGGGGAGACCUACCUGCCAGAGCCGUUAGAUCAAACAAUGAUUCAUCCAGAAUCCUACUCAGUGGCUUACAAAUUGUUACAAGAAAUUGAAGCAGAUGCAAAUUUGAUUAGCACCAAGCGAUUAACUGAACUUUUAGAAAAAACAUCAAAAACCAGGUUUGAUGGACUUGUGCAGAGACUAAAUACAGACGAAGAGACCUUAGGACUAAUAGUAAAGGCCCUAAAGCAGCCAUUGGGUUACGAUCUUCGAUCAGAAUUGGAACAGCCUUUGUUCAAGAAAGAGCUACGAACAAUUGAUGAUUUAGCAAUAGGUCAGCUCGUGACUGGAGUAGUCAGAAACAUGACGUCAUUUGGGGCCUUCGUAGACAUUGGGCUAGAUAAAGAUGCCUUGAUUCACCGAAGUAACUUGGCCGGUUGCAAUGACCUUGGACCUGGAGACAAAUGUGAAUGUUUUGUGAUUAACGUGGAUAAAUCAAGACAAAGAAUUGGAUUAAAGUUUAAAUCUAGAAAAAAUAAUGUAACGAUGCUAAGGUAAAGACUAUAUAGCAAAUUGAAGGAAUAA
Molecule: messenger RNA, 2542 nt
Organism: Rhopilema esculentum
Lineage: Eukaryota; Metazoa; Cnidaria; Scyphozoa; Rhizostomeae; Rhizostomatidae
Product: S1 RNA-binding domain-containing protein 1
Biological process (GO): translation; nucleobase-containing compound metabolic process
Molecular function (GO): structural constituent of ribosome; mRNA binding
Source: RefSeq, a predicted model, not a curated record